GAUUAUUUCUUUUCCAAUAGUGGCAUAAGAGGUGAGCUCUCGGUUCCAGGCGGUGAGAAAGACAGAAAGAGAGCUAGCGAAGGUACAUUUAAAGUGAGAUGGAGAGUGAGAAAAUCUGUUGCUAAAAGCGGUUCACCGGAGAAGAUACAAAAGCCGGCAGCAAAAAACUUCAACUUUCAGUCAUGUCAAACCCGGAAAUGAACAAACUUCUCAACAAUCUUGAGCUCAAAAAACUCUUGGGAAAAUCUGAGGUUAUAUCUAUCUGCGACAUUGAGCUGAUAUGCAAACAUCAACCUGAGCUUAUAUCUAAGAUUAUUGAUGUUCUUGUCGAAUAUCUAAAUACUGAGAAACCGGUGGAGUGUGAUGCCGUGCAAGAGGUUUUUAUGGCGAUGGUUCAUGUUGAUAAAGAAGCAUCUUUGACUGCAAUGUUGAACCAUCUUGCUAAUUUCAAGGUGCCCGAUUUGAAGAAUAAACUGCCAAUUUUUAUUGAAUUGGCAUUAUACAAAAGCAAUUUAACGAAAAGACGUAUAUCGGAUGUACUAGAAAAGAGUCUACAAAAGGAAAGUGAAGCAGACUUGCAACGACUUGCACAAUAUUUUGAAACAAAGGCUGGUUUGGAUACAUUUGAUGUUUCAGAUGCACAUUAUGUUGACAGGUUUAUAUCAUGCCUGCUAAUGGCUGUUCCAUUCUUUGCGAGAGGUGCUCCAAGCAGCAAGUAUUUUGAGUUCAUGAACCGUCACCAUAUCUUGCAUCAUUUUGACAAGCUGACAGAGCAUAGGAAGCUUGAUUUUCUCAAAUCUCUUGCUGAAAUGUCGUCAGACACAACAGCUCAAGCAGCAGGCCAGAUGCUUCCAUCGAUAAUUGAGCUCUUAAAAAAAUGCAUACCCGAUACAAAGAUGGAGAGAGAAUCCAUGAAUAUCUCAUAUAUUGAGUGCUUAUUAUAUGUGCUCCAUCACCUAGCCAUUAAGGCUCCAGCUGCAGCAACAGAUUUUUGCAACGAAGAAUUUAUGUUGAGAUUGGAUUGUGUUAGAUCUAUAACUCGGGCAAGAUUGAAGAAACUAGACACAACCUUAGCUAAGGACGAUAAAAAGGUUUUGGAAGCUGAGAAAUACGAAAAGAAUAAUGAUUGGCUGAUGAAAAUGAAGUUCAGAUAUGAAACAAAGAGGCAAAAUACGAAAACUGAGUUUCGGAGCUGCAAUAACAUACUGGCCAUUAGAAAGUUAUUGAAGAGAAAAAAGUCUGGCUUUGUCAAACUUUCUUGGAAAGAAGCUAGGAAGGCAUUGUUAACCUCAUAUACAGACAGCACAUGCCCGAUAGCCCCUAUAAGGUCUGAUGCGCUUGAAUCCGUUUCAAAGGAUUGUAAGCUAAACCUAGAUGAUACAGGAAUAUGCGAUCUAACCGACAAGCAAGUUCAAAGUAUUCUGGAUUAUUCAAAAUAUCAUCAAGUUUCUCGUAACAAAAAUGGUGCAUGUGUGUUAAAUGACAAUGAUGACAUCGCUAUGCUCGGUUGGCAAAUGAAAAAAUCGGACUUAAGUUUCCUAGAGACGGCUGGGGAACAGGGUAGAUCGGGUGAGGUUAGAGAUCAACUUUUUCACCUUCUCUGCUGGGCCUACGCAGGCUCUGAUCUAGUUAGUUACCAGAGAUUGUUACAGAAGUGGGAGAGGAAGACACUUCCUCUUUGUCCUUGGUAUUUAUGUGCCUUUUGCGAGCCAGAAAAACUUGGAGAAGAGGAAAUACUUGAUAGAAAUGGAGAAAAGAAAAUACUUGUUGAUAGACAUGGUCGUGUACAUCAUUGCUAUGGAGGUACAAUUGAAAAAGCAUUAUGCCACGUACAGAGCCAUGGAAUUCCAAGGGAUGUUGUCACCAAUUUCCUUUGCACGGAUUAUCAUCCCCCAAGUGCAGAUGAACCUGAUAUGGAAAGAAGAAAAAUUAAAGGAUUUCGAAAAAUCAACACUUGGAAGGAUGUUGUAGAGGCGCUUCAAAAGCAGCAGAUAGUGGGGGCAGAUUUGCUUAAUUACAGUCAACUGAUGAUGACUUCAGGAAAGUAUAUUUACAAAGGUCCCAUGUCACGAAUGAGUGUUUACGUCGGAUAUCACGCCGUAGUAAUAGAGCAGAUUAAGAAAAUGAAUGGAGAAUGGGUUGCUGUUUGCAAAAUGAGCAAUGGCACGUUGGUGGCUGAUUAUGGAUACGCUUAUGUUUCCAUAGAAGUUCAGUACAUGCCUGUUGGUGCAUCUGAUCUGAAAAGGAAGAGGAUACGAGGUUCAGACCAUCCAAUGCAUCUCCUUACCAAUUUCAUCAUCGUAGACAUGGUGGAGGCAGAUGAGAAUGAUAGAAAGGAUGCAGAAAGUGAAGAAUCAGAAGAAAAAGACUCAGAAAAUGAGGAGGAAGAGGAUUAUAUUCCUAAAGCAAAAAGAGGUCUUACUAAAGAUCCUAAACCAAAAAGAAGUCGUACUGAAGAUCCAACAAUGGUAAAGGAAUCUGAUGCAGUGGGCGAUACCGGGGAUGCCAUUAGUCGCCAUAACUCAGAUUCGACUACAAAAGUGAUGGAAUUGGUUGCUCUAGUGAAGCUGUUAUCUGGCUUUCCUUCUAUUUCAAAGAGAAUUAAAGACAUAAUUGUGAAGCAGAAAGGAAGCCUUCUUCUUGGAAUGCAGCAGAGAGCUAUUGAGUACAAUUCUAUAGUUGACAGGCAUAAAAAUAUCAGGUCUUCUCUGGUUGACAGAAUGCCGGUACUGGAUGAGGCUACUUUCAAUGUGAGGAGGGCCGGCCAUUUUCCUGCAUCAGCUUCAACAAUGGCUCAGUUUUCAGUUAGCCUUCCAAAUGGUGUUGAGAAACCUGCUGUGGACUUGCUAUUUGAUGAAGAUUUCUUUCAGGAUCUUCUCUGUGUUUACUUGGGAUCAUCAUUAUCGCAAUCUGGUGCAACCCAGGCUCCAAAAGCCGGCACAUAUCGGGACAUGAUCCGUGCCGUAAGAGCAUGUCAAACAGCUGCGGAGGAGCGAGCUGUUGUAAGAAAAGAGUGUGCCAAUAUCCGAGCAUUAAUUAAUGAAGAUGACCCGCAUGAUAGGCACCGGAACCUUGCAAAACUCAUGCUCAUACACAUGCUGGGUUACCCGACACACUUUGUGCAGAUGGAGUGUUUGAAGCUAAUUGCAUCUCCUGGAUUUCCAGAGAAGAGGAUUGGAUAUCUUGGGUUAAUGUUGAUGCUUGUCACAAAGUCGUUAAAACAAGAUCUUAAUCACUCGAACCAGUAUGUUGUAGGACUCGCUCUCUUUGCUUUAGGGAAUAUUUGUUCAGCGGAAAUGGCCCCUGAUCUUGCGCCAGAAGUAGAAAGAUUAGUCCAGUUUCGUGACCCUAAUAUCCGAAAGAAGGCGGCGCUUUGCUCUACUAGAAUAGUAAGGAAAGUUCCAGAUUUAGUAGAAAACUUUGUAAACGCUGAUGCUUCCUUGCUUAAAGAAAAGCAUCAUGGGGUUCUAAUAAGAGGAGUUCAACUUUGUUAUGAAUUAUGCACGAUUAAUGAUGAAGCCCUAGAGUACUUCAGAACGAAAUGCACGGAGGGACUGAUAAAAUUUUUGAGGGAUAUUACUAAUUGUGCAUAUCAGCCUGAGUACGAUGUUGCAGGGAUCACAGACCCUUUUCUUCAAAGACGGUUGCUAAGGUUCUUGCGUGUUUUAGGCCAGGGUGACGCUGAUGCUAGUGAUUUGAUGACUCAUAUACUUGCCCAGGUUACGGAAUCUGAUGCAGUGGACGCUAUCGAGGAUGCCAUUGCUGGCCAUAACUCAGAUUUGACGACAAAAGUGAUGGCAUUUGUUGCUCUUCUGAAGCUGUCAUCUGGCUUUCCUUCAAUCUCAGAGAGAAUUAAAGACAUGAUUGUGAAGCAGAAAGGAAGCCUUCACCUUGAAAUGCAGCAGAGAGCUAUUGAGUUCAAUUCUAUUGUAGAAAGGCACAAAAGAAUCAGGUCUUCUAUGGGUGAGAGAAUGGCGGAACUAGAUGAGGCUGUCUUCAAUGUAAGGAGGGCUGGCUCAUUGCUUGCAUAACAGAGUAUUUUUAUCUUUCUGCGCGUACAAGUUUUUGUUGGCAUUUAGACUCCUUAUCACUCGAUAAACAAAUUAAUCUGGAUGGAAUCUCUUUAGGUUUUCAAUUUGUCGUUAUGAUAUCUUCCUUGACGUGCAGAUGUAGGGAUUGGUUUAGAACUAAAAUGGGGAACGAAAAGGAAACCUAAAUAAUAAUGCACUGCAGAUAGAUUAACUCAUUGUAUUAAAAA
Molecule: messenger RNA, 4258 nt
Organism: Arabidopsis thaliana (thale cress)
Lineage: Eukaryota; Viridiplantae; Streptophyta; Magnoliopsida; Brassicales; Brassicaceae
Product: apoptosis inhibitory protein
Exons: 26
Coding region: 183-4031 (1282 amino acids)
Biological process (GO): vesicle-mediated transport; intracellular protein transport
Cellular component (GO): membrane coat
Source: RefSeq, marked reviewed